AUGGAUCACACACAGGCUGGCCUGAUGGCUCCUGCUUUCCCGUCCUUCCUGCCCGGCCUGCCUGCUUGCCAUGCCUGCCCGCUGGGGGGGCAGCUCACCAGGGCCACCCCAGGACAAGGGAGGAAGGAACGAUCACCACCACCAUAUGUUGUUCGCCCCUGUCGGAUGGUACCAGACGGCGUCCGAUACUCCAUCCUAGGGUCGGCUCGGCCUGCUGCAUCAUUUCCCUUCGCCGGACAGGAUGAGCGAGGUUUCCACGGAGCCCCGGACGCUCAGCAGCGCCAGCCCAGCCCAGCACAGGCCACAAUGCGACUUGACCAGGGGGGGCGCGAAAACCACCACCAGGCUCUCUCGCUCUCUCUGUCUCUCUCCAGCCGGCCGGUGUGUGUCGCCGCUCCACCGUGAGGGUGUGUGGGCAGCGAAACAGGGCCCGACCUCGGUGCGCUCCAGACGCUCAAUCAAUAAUCAAUCAAUCGGUCGCCGCUAUCACACCAACAAGCGUGCAGCUUCAGUCGCCAGCCCAUCGCCAGGCCCCCGCCUCGUGGUCUUGCCAUGGCCGCCUCCCAUCGGCGCCGUCGUGGUAGUUUAGAUCUCUGUCGUCCACAUCGACGCCCGCCCUGAGGUACAUUGCAUCGCUGGUGGACGCGCCUAUCUAGGUAUAGCUUCGGGUAGAGGGGGUAGUUCCAUAGGUAGGAACGUACCAACCCAGGUGCUGGCUGACCUGGGCGGCUUGCCGGCUAGCAAGUUAAGCUCUCCAUGAUCCGGCUUUUUCCUCGAGCUACGGAUCGACCUCUCUUUCUCUGCCAUAUGACAUGCCGUUCUUUGCUUCGCAGUUCCUCCACACACUCUGGCGAACGACAGCUCGUCCACCCCCACCAGACAAGAAAAAAAAAAUAUGAAAAAUUCAAAAGGAAUCCACCUCGUGCUCUGUCACCUCCAGCGGUCGUCCUGACCCUAAAAUCCGACAGCACCCAACCCUUACUAACCCGUG
Gaeumannomyces tritici R3-111a-1 is the source of this 991-nucleotide messenger RNA. RefSeq lists its product as hypothetical. The record is from RefSeq and is a predicted model, not a curated record. Lineage: Eukaryota; Fungi; Ascomycota; Sordariomycetes; Magnaporthales; Magnaporthaceae. The coding region runs from base 1 to 405 and encodes 134 amino acids. The transcript has a single exon.